AUGUUACACGUUCUUAAACCUCCUCUUGUCCCUUCCUCCUAUCGGUACUCUUUCUAUUGCUCAAAGUGUAUCUCCAACUACCUCUACGUUGAGUUGUUUAUAACUUUUAGGGAGGUUUGUCGGUGGCUAUGCUUUGAUGCUGACUUGCGAUUUUCCUUUGUCGGCUUCUUCUUUGUUUUCUCUCUUCGGUUAACCUGUCUAGCGGAAGGUGGAACUUCAAGUGAUGAGCAGCAUUUGGGAAAUUCUACUAAUAUAGAAACUGCAACCCAGGAUGUUAUGCUUUGUCAAGAUGUUGCCAGAUGGAUCUUGAUGGAAAUUACCAAAGUGUAUCCCUUAUAUGUAGUUUAUGACUGCCUAGAUGAUCUUUCUGAAUGUUUUAAAUCAAAUAAACCUUAUGUUAGGUCCUCAAAGUAGACUCUUAAGUUAUCUGAAAGAUAUGAAAGAUUAAGCUGAUCACCUAUAAGCUAUUGUUCAAGCUUAUCAGAAGUUGUUUUCCCAUGUGAUUAGUAACAAAAAUGGCCUGUAGGCCAUAAGUACACAUAGAACCAUGAUCCGAAUGGAAAAUGACCCAACUGCACUUUUGUACCUUCAUUUUUUUUUUUCUAAUUACAAUGUUGUAAUUUGGUAAAUCUUUCAAAGUAGCAUGUUGCAGUGGGACAAAAUUUAUAAGAUGAUAUGAGAAAAAUAUACAUGAAAGUAUGUUGUGGUGGGGAAUUGAAU
Messenger RNA from Lactuca saligna, 720 nucleotides. The record is from the annotation of a GenBank genome assembly. Lineage: Eukaryota; Viridiplantae; Streptophyta; Magnoliopsida; Asterales; Asteraceae.